AUGGACAAUUUAGCCGCCGUACUGCACGGGCCGUACGAUGUGAGAAUCGAAAAUCUGCAAGUUCCGGUGAUCAACGAUGACGAGGCGUUAAUAAAGAUAUCUUGCGUGGGUAUUUGCGGGUCGGAUUUGAAGCUGUACAGCGCAGGAAAAUGUGGCCAGGAGGUUCUAGACGGACCAAUGGUCAUGGGACACGAAGCAGCCGGCGUAGUUGUCAAGGUCGGUGGUAAUGUUAAGGGAUUGAAAGCGGGAGACCGUGUGGCGAUAGAACCCACGCAGCCGUGUCGCAAAUGCGAGUUCUGCAAAACGGGCAGGUACAAUCUGUGCGACGAGCCCCAGUACUGCUCCACACCGAAGAGUCCAGGGAAUAUCUGUCAGUACUACAAACACGUAGCCGACUUCUGUCACAAAUUACCCGACAAUCUUACGAUGGAAGAAGGUGCAGCUGUACAGCCGCUGGCCAUAGCGAUCCACGCGUGUAAUCGCGCCGGCAUCAAGCUUGGGACGAAUCUCGUGAUUCUCGGCGCCGGGCCUAUAGGAGUACUCUGUGCUAUGACUGCUAGAGCCAUGGGCGCCUCCAAAAUACUGAUGACAGAUGUGGUGGAAUCCCGUUUGGAGACAGCUAGAAAACUGGCGGCGGAUUACACGUUUUUGAUUAAGAGAGAAUAUUCCGAUCAGGAAAUUGUGGAAAAGAUUAUCAACACUUUGGGGACCAGGCCUAACAUCACCAUUGACGCAUGCGCUUUUCCUUCCGCACAACGAGUAUCCAUGCUGGUGACUAAGAAAGGUGGCACGGUGCUCGUGGUCGGCAUUGGAGAUACUACUGUCGAAGUACCUCUUUCUGGGGCGCUGCUACAAGAGAUCGACAUCAGAGGCUCCAACCGAAUACUUGACACGUACGGCCCGGCGAUAGCGGCAGUCUCCAGCGGUGCCAUAGAUUUAAAAUCAUUUAUCACCCAUCAUUUUCCAAUGGACAAAAUCAAAGAAGCCCUCGAGCUGGCCAAAAGCGGCGCCGCCAUGAAAAUCAUUAUUCACGUUAACUGA
Parnassius mnemosyne (clouded apollo) is the source of this 1041-nucleotide messenger RNA. Lineage: Eukaryota; Metazoa; Arthropoda; Insecta; Lepidoptera; Papilionidae. The record is from the annotation of a GenBank genome assembly.